This is a messenger RNA of Cladophialophora immunda, 2132 nucleotides long. RefSeq lists its product as uncharacterized. Gene Ontology annotation, biological process: rRNA processing. Lineage: Eukaryota; Fungi; Ascomycota; Eurotiomycetes; Chaetothyriales; Herpotrichiellaceae. The coding region runs from base 133 to 990 and encodes 285 amino acids. The record is from RefSeq and is a predicted model, not a curated record. The transcript has 2 exons. Gene Ontology annotation, cellular component: preribosome, small subunit precursor.
AUCACAUCACAUCGGCUCCGAGAAGAAGGCUUACGGUGUAUUGAGAUCGUCAAGCGGGCUCUACGACUUCCUCCGUCAUAGUCACGCCCUAUAGUUUCCCUCCCCGAGACCUGUUCCACCGAGUAGCUAGCCAUGGCCCAGCACGCCGAGGCGUCGACGAUUCCUUCGGUCAAGGAUCUUGCCAGCAGCGAAGCAUCCAAGCGACGCGCGUGUCUCAACACCGUCCUCGCAUUCCUCAAUGAACAGAGUGCCGCGUCGCCACCGACGCCGACCGAGUGCCUCCAGCUCUGGCGCGGCUUCUACGUGGGGCUGUACAUGCACGACAGCAAGAACGCGCUCUCGGUCCAGAGACUCGCCGCCGAACUGGCCGGGACGCAGAGGAUCAUGGACGAAAAGGACCGCGAGCUUUCUCGUUCCGCCGCCUCUUCCGGAGUCCCAGACAGCGGUCAAGACCAGCACUCCCACCACCAUCACGACCCGUGGCUCGACGUGUGGGCGAGCGCCUUUUGGGAAACCGUGUGUCGGGAAUGGGCCUCGAUCGACCAGUGGCGCAUGAACAAGGUGCUCCUGCUCGUGCGUUUCUUCGUGCGGGAGAUGUUCAACAUCGCGCUCGGCUGGGCCGCGCCGAACAACGACGAAUCAUCAGCGGCCGCGAAAGGCCGGAUCGCGAGUCAGCUCCAGAUCCUGGAGUCCUGGCCGCUCAGCCCGCGCGAGCGCAAGGUGCCGGACGGACUGAGGCUGCGCGUCCUGGACGUCUGGGUGGACGAGCUCGCGGGCCAACUCGGCGCAGCCCAAAAAGCGGUUGACGAGGCCGGGCAGAGUGACGGCGGUGACGGCGGCGACGGCGGCGCCAAGAAAGCGGCCCUCCUCGACACCGCCAAAGCCUUCAUGGCGCCCGUCCAGAAGCUCAGUAAAGAAGCUCUCAGCAAGGGAGUCAAGGUCAGGGCGAAGGAGGCCGUCCAACUGGCCGAGGAGAAAAUCUCGGGAUGAGAGACGCAGGGGCGCGUCACCUCUUCCUUUCCAUCCUCCCAGAUUAUCUAUCCACUGUCCCGGCGCAGUAUUGCUGGACAAUUGACCGUCUCGGAUUCAAAGAGAGCGGGACAUCGCCUCUACUACUCCGUACUCUCCAACCUUCAGUGGUGUGUGGCUCACGGAACCGUGAUCCGGAGAUAGCGCCAGCCACGGAUGAUUGUCGAUUCUCCAUAUUUGAUCAAUCGGCCUUGCGCAAACAAGUUGUUCCCACCAACAACGGCGUUCUCAACAUGACGGGGGAAAACGGUCCACGAAUCUCUAGGUCUGGAAUCUAGAAGGCUGAACACAGGAAAAGGAACAUCACGUCUAGAGACCGCAGAUGGCGAAUCUUGUCAGCAAGGACAUCACCAACUCGAGAGUGGUCGAUAGCACCUAAUGGGGGCUUCGAGGUCAUAUACCAAGACCGGACGACGACUCUACAACAGCUCAGGAAAUCUAAGAUCCUUUCAGUUUUGAGAGCAUCAAAAAAGCCAAAGAUCGAAAUUGUCCGCCGGAGGGCAGGGGCAAAAUUAUGUCAGAACUGUAUCCACGCACAAAACAAGAAUCAUUCAUGGUCCACAACUCCUCGCCUGCCAGAUUAUGCAAACCAACAACCAGAAAACAGGUCCUUUGACAAUGAAUGUUUAAAAGUUUUCAGCUGGAAAAGACAGCGGGCUGCCACCAAUUCCCACUCGCCUUGUUGUCCUCCUGUGUGGCUUUCUCGUGAUCGUGAUCGUCGCUCGCGUCCUUUUUGGCUCCGUCCUCAGUCGCUUCAGCGCCGACAGUGGGAGAAGAGGAAUCUAUCAAAUACAGAAUCGCAGAAAUCAGUACCAAAAUCCACAAACGCUCGAGAUUGAGACUUCAACCAACGUUGAAUCAGAAGUUGAAUCAGAAAUUGUAGUCGCAUUACACCGUGGAAAUGCCAUCAACCAGUCUCACUCAUAGAAUCACGGAAAAAAGACGUACCAACUCCCUGAUCGCCUUCGCCUUCUCUGUCCCCUCCGAUCUGCGGUAGCUGUGGUGCCUCUGUAGAAGUUGGGGCGGCAGUAUCAUCAAUCACAGGCGCAGGGGCCGGUUCCGACGAGGAGGCUUCGUUGGGCGACUUGAUAUCCUCCUCUUUC